This is a messenger RNA of Zalophus californianus (California sea lion), 1272 nucleotides long. RefSeq names its product integrin-linked protein kinase-like. Lineage: Eukaryota; Metazoa; Chordata; Mammalia; Carnivora; Otariidae. Gene Ontology annotation, molecular function: protein binding. The record is from RefSeq and is a predicted model, not a curated record.
AUGAGGUCAACUCUUGCAUUGGACACUGUUGAUAAGCCUGAGACGCGGAACUGCUUUCCCAUGAAAAGUAGAAGUAAACGGAGAAAAGAAGAGAUUGAAAAGCAAGCAGGGAUGAUGAGAACCAGGUCCCAAGGAAAGCUGAGAUUCGGUAUUGCCAACAGAGAAAAGUCGCACAUCAUGGAGAAGGCUGUGAAGGGGACUCAGCGCCCAGACGCUGCUACAGAUGACAUUUUCACUCAGUGCCAGAGGGGCAACGUGGUGGCCGUUCACCUGUGGCUGAACAACAUGGAGAACGACCUCAACCAGGGGGGUGAUCAUGGCUUCUCCCCCUUGUACUGGGCCUGCCAAGAGGGCUGUUCUGCUGUGGUUGAGAUGCUAAUCAUACGGGGGACACAAAUCAAUGUGAUGAACCAUAGGGAUGACACCACACUGCACCUGGCAGCCAGUCAUGGACACCGUGAUAUUGUGCAGAAGCUGCUGCAGUAUAAAGCUGACAUCAAUGCAAUGAACAAGCAUGGAAAUGUGCCUUUGCACUAUGCCUGUUUUGGGGGCCAUGAUCAGGUUGCAGAGGACCUGGUGGCUAAUGGGGCCCUUGUCAGCAUUUGUAACAAGUAUGGACUGAUGCCUGUGGACAAAGCCAAGGCAACCCUGAGAGAGCUCCCCCAAGAGCAUGCAGAGAAGAUGGGCCACAACCCUAACCAUAUUCUAUACAAGGACACAUUCUGGAAGGGAACGACCCGCACUCGGCCCAGAAAUGGGACUCUGAACAAACACUUUGGCAUUGACUUCAAACAGCUCAACUUUCUGGCAAAGCUCGAUGAGAAUCACUCUGGAGAACUAUGGAAGGGCCGUUGGCAGGGAGUGCUAAAGGUUCAAGACUGGAGUACAAGGAAGAGCAGGGACUUCAGUGAGGAGUGUCCCCGCCUCAGGAUUUUCUCGCAUCCAAAUGUGCUCCCAGUGCUAGGUGCCUGUCAGUCUCCACCUGCUCCUCACCCCAACUUCAUCGCAUACUCGAUGCCUCCAGUCAUGUUACUACCCCAGCCAUGGGGUCCAUCCCCUUCCCCCAUCCUUACCACUGCAGCCCCCAAAAGAGCUAGGCUCAGAGCUUUGUCACUUGCCACAGAGUAUCUCCCAGUAUGGGAGGGACCAGCCCUGCCUUGUCACAAUAAAGUUUAUUGUGAAAAAGAAAAAAAAAAAGAUUUGAAGUGGUCCUCAAUGAAAGACAUAUCUGCACAGAAAAAAGAAACAAGAAUCAAAAUAGUUUCAAGCUGA